GCUUGGGGUGUUUCUUCGCUCAUCUCCAGAGUUAGAAAGCCCUUUCCUUCCAUGAUAAUCUCUCUUUUAUCCUCGCUUUUCUCGUUAUUCCAGUUAUACAAUUCUGGGUAUGAUAGCCGUUGCUUACCGGCAACCUGAGAGCCGUUGCUCUCCGCUAGCUCUCGGCUUCCCUCGCCUCCGUUUCUUCCGUUACAGGCGAUUGAGGUGAUCGGCAAACGGUGACUGCUCCGGUUCAAACAGAAACUUAAUUUCCGUUUUUGUCCUUGAAUAUAUAUCAUAUUGACCAAAAUGCCGAGUCCGAAGAGUCAGCGAAGGAUGCAAGAGGAGCACAAGAACCGGAGGGGCAGAUUACUCUCGGAGAGAUCCUCGUCGUUUCACGGCCAGAUGUUGGCCGCGACGUCGACGGCAACACCGCAGCUCCGGCGGCCGAAGACGGUCCCGGACAUGGUCCUGUACAGAAACGCUGUCGGAGUCACGACACCGCCGACUGCGUCGCCGGAGGUGCGGCCUAAGCUGACGAAGCUGCUGCUGAACGUGACGAUACAAGGGAGCGUCGGUGCCGUACAGGUGGUUAUGUCGCCGGAAUCGACUGUCGGAGAUCUUGUGUCGGCGGCCGUACGGCAGUACGAGAAAGAAGGUCGCCGGCCGAUCUUCCCCUCCGUCGAGCCCUCACGCUUCGACCUCCAUUAUUCGCAGUUCAGCUUAGAAAGUUUGGAUAGGGAGGAGAAGCUGAUGGAGUUGGGGUCGCGCAACUUUUUCCUGUGCCCUAAGAAGUCGGCCGCGGACGGUGGGAGUAGCGGUGGCGGAAUAACGACGUCGUCUGGUUCAUGUUCGAAACAGGUGGAGAAAGCUUCCAAAACUGGGUUUUCUUGGCUCAAGUUUAUGGAUUCCCUGCUGUAAUCGGCAGAACCUAGUUCGUUGUUUGUUCUCUGCUCAAAGUGAGGGAGUGCCUGUGUACAUGAUUUAGGUAUGGGAUAGUGUUCUUGUUUAGGAGCAGAGCAAUUCACUUCGGGUUGUUAUUAGUUAUUACCCAGAAAAAAAGGAAAAUGAAAAGAAUAAGAUGGAUAGUUUUGGAGAGGGCUGUUCUCAACAUGUAAUUUUUAUUUUUGAAUAUUUCGAUUUGAAUUGGAAUCUGUACAGAUUAUGUUUUGGUUC
This is a messenger RNA of Rosa chinensis, 1155 nucleotides long. RefSeq lists its product as uncharacterized. NCBI's taxonomy places the organism in Eukaryota, Viridiplantae, Streptophyta, Magnoliopsida, Rosales, Rosaceae. The record is from RefSeq and is a predicted model, not a curated record. The transcript is spliced from 2 exons. The coding region runs from base 289 to 900 and encodes 203 amino acids.